AUGAGCGACGAUCGCCAGCAACCGAGGGAGCUGUUAAGGGGUACCAAUGGAUGGUACUUCUUGGGGAUGAACAAGCAUGCCGAUGCAGCAGCGGCUGGUGUGCCCGAAGGCGAUGAACCCAUGGACGGUGGUGCUGGACGGUCGGCUGAUACAGACAACGACGACAUGGAAGAACGGGAGGUCGAAGGCGCUGUCCAGGACGCGCGGUUCCAAACUAUCGAUCAGGAUAGUUCUGUGCUGGCCACGCCCCUGGCGGCAUCGUCGCCGCCCCGGUUGGCCCCAUUGACACCAGACCAGCGUGUGGAUAAAUUGAGAUCCUUGAUCGAGCAAGUCCAGCAGACGUUGCCCGAGGGAGCGAAGGAUCAGAUAUUGACCAGAAGUAUACAGAGCGGGACCCAGGUAUCACCAUCUGCUGCAGUGAAGACUACGUCUGCCAACAAUGGCGAUCCCGUUGACCAGGACGGCGAUGAUGAGGAAGAUGACGAAGUGGUUCGUACUAAGGGUGUGAAGCGGGGUCCGCGUGAUCACAAUAUGUUCAACCGGUAUUUCCGUGACUGGCUGAAAGCCAAGAAUGUGCCGCUGAAAUACGAACGAGUCAAACCAAUCUCGGCAACCCUAUUCACGGUCCAAUCGUGGCUGAAUGGUCAUGGGCCAGGGCCUGAUACGUCUCACCCGCUCCUCGAUUGGGAUACUCCAAUGAGUGAAGCGUGGAACAGUGAGACGAUUGUCGUACUUUCUAACGCCUUCCUCGGGGAGAUCGCGGUGAACAUGCACCUUCCGCUCACAGUCAGGGACUGCCCAGCCCGUCCGGCUGUAUAUGUCAACCUAACCAAGAAGCUACAGAAGGUGCAGACGGAUUACAACAAGCACCGGCUGCUUACUGCCGAAGCUUACGUUGAAGAGAAAAGCAAACUCAAGGCGGAGACUAGGCGCAAUGUCCGGCGAAAUGGGACAUACGAGCGUCGGCAGCGCAUCGUUCGCCUCAACUUCGAGACCGACCCCGAUUUAUGGAAGGAGGUUGCGAAGGUCGUCGACCUCCUCAACGUCGGCGCGAUGAGUUCCGAUCAUACGGACGAUGGCUCUACCCCCAAGAGGAAAACCGUUACGCGCGCGCGAACCCCUUGGCGUGCAGCGGAAGUAGCAGACCUGAUGCAAGCAUUGGAAAGCUAUCCGGUGGGGGGUUCGGCAGCGGGCAACAAGCCCUACCUCAGGACGUUCGAUCUUCUCAAGGCGCCGAUUUCGGGUCGCAAGGUGAUCCCCAAGUUGCCCAUUAAUUUCUACGACCGUCAUUGGUAUGCAGCCCAAGGUCAGGCGGUGAAGCAUACACUUGCUGUAGGCAGGCCAGUCUAUAUUCCGGGCCUCCCGCUCCAUUCAGAGGCGUCGUAA
Molecule: messenger RNA, 1386 nt
Organism: Fomitopsis serialis
Lineage: Eukaryota; Fungi; Basidiomycota; Agaricomycetes; Polyporales; Fomitopsidaceae
Exons: 9
Coding region: 1-1386 (461 amino acids)
Source: RefSeq, a predicted model, not a curated record